Molecule: messenger RNA, 2933 nt
Organism: Hemibagrus wyckioides
Lineage: Eukaryota; Metazoa; Chordata; Actinopteri; Siluriformes; Bagridae
Gene: fam3c
Product: FAM3 metabolism regulating signaling molecule C
Exons: 10
Coding region: 214-894 (226 amino acids)
Source: RefSeq, a predicted model, not a curated record
UAGGUUCCUUAAGCCCCGCCCUUUUUUUGCUUUAGACUACUUCGGUUGGUGAAUGGAAGUCCGGUUUAUUUGUUUGUUCUUUCUUUUACAGCGUAGUUCUUGCAUUCGUGUCAUUCAAAUAUUCUAGCUGUUCAAGUUUUCUCGAGUUUUCCUAAAGUAGGAAAUUGAAUCAUUCUUCAUCCUCGCAGUUUUACCAAUACAUUUUUUGCUAAAAUGAUGAGAACAGGAGGAAUAUUGAAAUUGAUUGUCCUGGUUUCUGCCUUCCUCCUGGCAGCUUUCCUGGCUUUUCAGCUCCUGGAAAUUAACACGGAUAUCAGUCUGUCACGUAUAUUAGGGAAACCUGGAGUCAUUGAUGAGUCUACAAAGUCAACCCAUCACAAAUGUGGCCUGUAUAAGGCUUGUCCUGAACACCAUUUCGCCUUCAAAAUGGCCAGUGGAGCUGCCAGUAUCGUUGGGCCCAAAGUCUGCUUAGAGGAUGAGAUAUUGAUGAGUGGCGUGAGGAACAAUGUUGGAAGGGGUUUGAACAUUGCCCUAGUCAAUGGAAAAACUGGCAAGCUCAUCAAGACUGAAUCCUUUGACAUGUGGGGUGGAGAUGUCAACCCACUUAUCCAGUUUUUGAAGGAUAUUGAAGAAGGAACAGUUGUCAUGAUGGCCACUUUUGAUGACUCCUCUACAAAACUUAAUAGUGAGGCAAGGAAGUUAAUAUCAGCACUAGGCAGCUCCUAUAUCAAUUCAUUGAGCUUCAGGGACAACUGGCUCUUCGUCGGAGGAAAAGGGAUCAAAACAAAGAGUCCUUUUGAGCAGUACAUCAAGAACAAUGCCGAAACCAACAAGUAUGAAGGCUGGCCAGAAGUUCUGGAAAUGGAGGGCUGCAUUCCUCAGAAACAGGACUGAUGUCCUUGUAUCGUUCUUCUUGGACCAAAUGAAGUAGUGUCAGAAACAAAAGCUCUUCCAUAGAACUCAUUUUUUACUAUAUGCAAAAUACCCUAGAUUCUUAACUUAAAGAAACUUAACAUCUGAGAGGCAAGCAGUAUAAAGUGCUUUUGGUCAUACAGUGUUUCAUAGCAACCCACAAUCAUCAAAUUAGGUAUCAGAAUUGUAGAAAAAUAUAAUGAGUAUCACAGAGCUAUGAUUUUGUGAAUUGAGAUUUUAGUAGUAUGUUAGCAUUGUCCAGCCUGAGCAUAGCUACGAAAUAAAUAUUGAUGGUGGAAAACAAAACAUUCAUAGGCAGGACAUAUACAGUCAAGAACAUACAGUAUAAAAAUGGUACCUGGUAGUUGCCCUCUGUAUUACUGAAAUGGUUUGCUAUGUAAAUAUAAGAUUUUUAAAAAUAUAUAUUGUGCCUAAAAAUUAAAAAGGUGAGAAUGUUGUACAUUUUAUGUUGAUAGAAUGUGAAACUGGUGCAGACAGCUACUGCUGUGGUUUCUAGGGCAGGUUUUUGUUUUGCUUUUUGGAAAGCUUGUAUUUUUUUUAUAUAUAUAUAUAUAUAUAUAUAUAUAUAUAUAUAUAUAUAUAUAUAUAUUAGUAUACAUUCUGAGGUGAAAUGGGUAACUGUUUUGCUUGAGUAAUGAUUUUACUCAUAACAUAUUGAAUAGUCCUAUGUCUGCUCUUUUGCUGGGGUUUUCUUUGUUUUUCUUAUCUUUUUAAUAACUAUGAAGAAUUAUUUUGACCAUCACAAACUAAAGUCCUUUUGUUAAUUUGCUCAUUGCACUUUAAUCAAGCUUCUAGAUAUUUGUAAAAAUUGUUUAGGUUCAGUUUUAUAUUUAAAUGCUUUACUGCUCAUAUUUUCUGUUUGCAAGGAUUGGAUUAAAACUUUUAUCUUUUGAUUACUUGGGUGUUUGGAUGCAAGUGAAUGUUAAAAUUAAGUUAUUUUAUGAACAUAUGCAGCCCUGCUAUUUUAUUGCUUUAUUUUCUGUUGCAGUUAGGAUGGUGAACUGCAGUACUGAAGGGCACCAACAUGACAGAGUCUUUGGCUAGUGGUAGAAAUGGAAAAACACAAAGCUUGUUAGAGUGAUGGCCCUCCAGGGUGUGUCUGAAGUGUUUUGAGCAAAAUGAAUUUCUGAAAAAUUAAUUCCAUACUUGUUUAUUUUCAGUGUUGUAAAGACAGCAUAUUGGCCACAUGAAACAAUUAGUAUUUAUGAACAUUUCUGUGGCACUAAACAGAAUCAGAAGUAUUUUUCUUCGAUGUUCAAACCCAGCCUGGGACCUGAUGUGCUGCAUGUUACAUCUCUUACACUAAUGGACUUACAAACUCUCAGCCUCAGUCUUAAAGGUUCAGCAAUUUGCUUAUUUGUAUCCUUCAGUCUGCUUACAUCUCCAUAAACAGACCUUUUAAGGCUGGUGAGUCUUUUCAGUAUUUAUAUUUCUCACCAUCACAACAGCUGUGGAAAUGAACAUAUCUAAAUAUUUUUCCAUUUAUAAAAAUAUUAGUAGGUUCACAUGUGCCUUGAAAGACAAAGAUUGAUUUGGUGUGUGACCAUAAUAGAUCAGGCAGCAUGGAAUAUUUGCACGGAGUAUUUGCAAGGAAGUACUGUGCAACUUAAUAUUGACUUUCAGGUUAUUACUGUUCACUGAUUUUAACAGUGGAAUUUCUUUGCUUGUGCCUAAAACUUUUGCAUGGUACAGAAGGUUCCUUACAUCAGUUUCCUCUCCUGCUAUGUUGCAGCUAAUACUUUUAGUAUUUAACUAAAAUGUGUUCGAUACCACCCCCAAGGGGGGGUGCAUGCACACAGCUCUGCAUUGACUGUAUUGUAAUCUGCAAAUUAAUUCUCUGACUGCUAUUAAACACAACAUCUUGCCAUCCUUCCUCCACUAAAACUGUGAUUUGAAGUUGUUGAUUUGUCGACGUUAGAUGGGAACCAGUGAUGUGCCUUAUUUUACAUAUCUACAAAGGAUAUGUGCCCACAUAAAAAAUAAACUCACUUGUAACCUGA